This is a messenger RNA of Fraxinus pennsylvanica, 921 nucleotides long. NCBI's taxonomy places the organism in Eukaryota, Viridiplantae, Streptophyta, Magnoliopsida, Lamiales, Oleaceae. The record is from the annotation of a GenBank genome assembly.
AUGGCGGAGAAACCCAGCAAAGAUAAUGCAACGGAGAAUGUGGUGGCGGCGGCGGCAAAAAAUACGGACAACAGUCAGUUGGAAACGAGUAAGGCGGAGCGACACGUGUGGCUCAUGAAGUGCCCUCCCGUUGUCUCACGCGCCAUGCAAAACAACCACCUCCCCCAGCCUCCGCCUCCGCCUUUCUCCGCCGAUGGUGCCAAAGACCCUUUCUGUAACUCAGGUCCCACUGUCGCCAAAGUCAUCGUCUCCGUCGAUCCCCUCCUCCCCAAUAACGAUUUCUCUUCCACCCAGUUUACCAUGGAGUUGGCUGGUAAUGCAUAUGGAAACAUACCCAAGUGCUACUCUAUGGACAUGUCCACCGAUUUCGUUCCUAUGUCCGUAUUUUCUGAAUCAUGCCAAGGUAAAAAGCUUUCCGUUGAAGGGAAAAUAUAUCACAAAUUCGACAUGAAGCCUCAUAAUGAAAAUAUGGAGGACUAUGCAAAACUAUGUCGGGAAAGGACGAACAAAUAUAUGACUAGAACUAGACAGACACAGAAUCUCUUUUCCGCCAAUUUAACAUUUGCUCCGCAGUUUAUCGAUGACGAUAGUGGAAUGCAUAUGAGGAUGAGGCCUAUGCUUGGGACAGUUGGUUCAAAGCCUUCUGGAUCCACGGAUAAAAGGAAAAUGGCCACGAAGGGUUCAGAAAUGAAAAGAACGAGAAGGGACCCCGAAGAAAUGGAAAAGAUCUUGUUUAAGCUUUUUGAAAGACAGCCAAAUUGGACGCUAAAACAGCUUAUUCUUGAGACGGAUCAGCCUGAGCAAUUUCUGAAGAACAUGCUUAAACUUCUCUGCAUUUACAAUAACAAGGGAACCAAUCAAGGAACCUAUGAGCUCAAGCCUGAAUACAAGAGAUCAGAAGACAAAUCAGAUUCUCAGUAG